This is a messenger RNA of Branchiostoma floridae (Florida lancelet), 4534 nucleotides long. Its product is annotated as glutamate receptor ionotropic, kainate 2-like. Lineage: Eukaryota; Metazoa; Chordata; Leptocardii; Amphioxiformes; Branchiostomatidae. The record is from RefSeq and is a predicted model, not a curated record. The coding region runs from base 882 to 3578 and encodes 898 amino acids. Gene Ontology annotation, molecular function: transmitter-gated monoatomic ion channel activity involved in regulation of postsynaptic membrane potential; kainate selective glutamate receptor activity. Gene Ontology annotation, cellular component: postsynaptic membrane; kainate selective glutamate receptor complex; plasma membrane. Gene Ontology annotation, biological process: synaptic transmission, glutamatergic; monoatomic ion transport; modulation of chemical synaptic transmission. The transcript is spliced from 17 exons.
CUCCUGGUCUAAUACCUUGUAGCGGCACCGCGAUGAUAUGUUCCGGCGAUGGUUAUUUGCUGGCGCGCCGAAUUGCUUUGACAAAGACUUCCUUCGGUACUAUUGAUGGGGACUCCUCUGAUACUGCCUCUCAGCCGGAUUUUCCCCUCCCUUUCACAGCCGUAAAAUGGCCUUCCUAGAUCAAGAGAUUUGAGCUCCGCGUUAGAAGAUUGAUGGUUCGGAGUUUUCUGGGGUUUCUAUGGACCACUUUCCGUGUGCGAGGAGAAACAUUCACGCUGUGUAUUGAACGAAGGAUGGGAUUUUCUUUCUGUGCGUCUGCAAUGAUCAGAUCACCUGCUUUACCGUAAAGGGAAUUUUCUCUUAGCCAUAUUUUACCUGCAGUGGAGUAAUUGAACAUUAUACGAGGACGAUGUAAGUAUAGCUGAGCUACCAACGACUAGAAUUUAAGACAAAAUGUCACUAAAGAUAAAUAAUUUAACUUAUUUUUUGCGUCCCUACCGGUUUCCUUUUUCUUUGUGAAACAUGCAUUGCUGACAUAAUCUUUUAAAAUCACCGGCCACUUUUCGUGUGUCAAAAGAAUUCCCGUGGAUAAAAGGCGAGUCACGAAUGUUCAGCAGCACUAACAACAGAUAACGCGUUGUGAAACGUGACGUGUCCGUGAGAUAUCCCAGCGAGCCAGCGAAGUGCUUUGAUAACCAUAUUUGAACAUUUCUGCAGAUAAGAGGCUGACUCUAAUGCACAUGGCAUGUACGGAUCUCGCCUGGGUUUGGCGUCAUUUGUAGUAAACAGUGUGGCCGCAGAGAGGCGUCGUUUCCCCGGCUUGUCGCGGUAGUACGGACGGGAGAGGGAGUAACGGGAGACCAGGACACGUUUCAGCAGACAUGGCGGUGGUGUUGCUGAUGCUAGCGUCAACUAUGGCGUUCUUCUCCACGUGUGCGUCGUCUUUGGACACCGUUACUAUAGGAGGACUGUUACAGAGAAAUGAGUCUCAGCGUGAAGACCUGGCAGUUCGGUACGCCAUCAACAACAUUAACUCCAUCAAAAGUCUCCUCCCCAGAACCAAGCUUAUCUCCAAUACACAGCAGGUCUCCAACACGAGUUUCACAGCAGCCAUGCAAGCAUGUAGCUUGUUAUCAACACCAGUGCCUGCAAUACUACAGACGUCAUCAGGACCGACAUUCUCUGCGCUCAGAUCGAUCAGCAGCCGCUUCAACGUUCCUGGGAUCGAGACUAGCUGGAUGGCAGAACGCGACGUUGAUUCGUUCUUGGUCAGCUUGUUCCCAGAGUCGUCACUUUUCGGCAGAGCGAUUGUGGACUUAGUGACCAAGAACGGUUGGGUGGAUGUGGCGUUAGUGUAUGAGGAUAACAAAGCCUUAGUUCGGCUACAGGAGCUCAUCAGUUUACCGGCCAGGCGACAACGCGUAAAGGUGAUCGUGUACCAGGUGGAAAAGGGCGACUCUCGGAACGUACUGAGGGAAAUACGGAAUUCGGGAACAACCGAGAUCGUCUUGGAUCUGAGCACGUCUACUUUGGAAACAUUCCUACAACAGGCCUCCGACCCAAAUAUGGAAAUGCUGAGCAAGUAUUACAAUUACAUCGUGACGUCACUGGACAUGGACAUAGUUCGACUCCCAGCUCACACGGAGGUUAACAUCACGUCAUUUACACUAAUGGAUAGAGGCCGGCCCCUGGUGAUGACUAUACUCAACAGAUGGAGUGACUGGCAAAACAGUACCAGCCUGGAUCCACUUAGACUGCCGACGUCGGUUGCUCUUGUUUAUGAUGCCGUCUACGUCAUCGCCCACGCUCUAUCCAGCCUUCAGAGAAAGACAAACAUCCGCCUGGACCCCAUUAUGUGUGAGCAGGGAAAUCCCUGGCCUCUCGGGAAGGCUUUCACAGCUCAGCUGAAGAAGGUCAGUAUCCAGGGUCUGUCCGGACCGAUUGGGUUUGACAAGAACGGCAGAAGGACCACCUUCCAACUGAACGUUAUCAACGUGCGAGAACAGUCCAAGGCACAAAGGCUUGGUUUUUGGACACCUGACAAAGGUCUGAACAUGACAGAAGAGAAGAAGGGCCGGGCAGUGUCUCCAGGGUCCCUCAGGAACCGGACUUUUGUUGUCACCACAAGAUUGGAGCCACCAUUUGUGAUGUUCAAGAGAGACUGGACAUCUGGAGGCGACAACCUGUUCGAAGGUUACUGCAUGGAUCUCCUAGACGAGCUGUCGAAGAUGCUGGGUUUUAAGUACAGGGUUUCCCUGGUGCCAGACGCCAACUACGGGUUUGAGAACGAAGACGGCGUGUGGGAUGGGAUGGUACGGGAGCUCAUGGAACGAAGAGCGGACCUGGCCGUUGCCCCCUUCACCAUAACCUCCAGUAGAGAAAAGGUCAUCGAUUUUUCCAAACCGUUCAUGAACGUCGGGAUCAGCAUCCUCUACAGAAAACCACAGACCGAAGACAGACUGUUCGCCUUCCUGUCGCCGCUGUCGUACGACAUCUGGCUGUACGUCCUACUAGCUUAUGUGGGCGUCAGUGGGGUGCUCUUCUUCGUAGCAAGAUUCACCCCAUAUGAGUGGAUUAGCAUCGACCCGUAUGAGUCUCUAGAUCUGCCUGCUAUGGAGGAGAAUCACUUCACUUUGAUGAACAGUCUGUGGUUCACUUUGGGUGCCUUAAUGCAGCAGGGUUCAGACAUGUGGUCACGGGCUGCUUCUACCAAGAUGGUGAUGGGUUCCUGGUGGUUCUUCAUGUUAAUUAUCAUCUCCUCCUACACGGCAAACCUGGCGGCCUUCCUGACCGUGGAGAGGAUGGUCAUACCGAUCGAGUCAGCAGAGGAUCUGGCCGCGCAAACACAGAUCCACUACGGCUGCCUCCAGGGAGGGACCACCAUGACAUUUUUCAAGCAGAACUCAAAAGUGCCAACCUACCAGAAGAUGUGGGCAUUCAUGAAUACGGUAGAGCCGAGUCCGUUCACCAAAACCGUGGAAGAGGGGAUCCUCAGAGUUCUCAAUGGAAACUACGCCUUUCUCCUAGAGUCUACUAUGAACGAGUACGUCAGAAGAAAAUCCUGCAACCUGACCCAGAUAGGUGGACCACUGGAUUCAAAGGGAUAUGGAAUAGGGACACCCAAUGGUUCACCGUUUACUGACGACAUCUCGAACGCAAUUCUGAGUCUCCAGGAGCAAGGCAGGCUGGAGGAACUCUACCGGAAAUGGUGGAAAGGGAGCUGUCCCGCCGAGGAGAAGGAUUGGUUCUUCAGCAGUCUCAACUGGGACCAGGUCGGUGGCAUCUUUAUAGUCCUAAUGGUGGGCCUGGCGUUGUCCACUGUCAUCGCAGUGCUCGAAGUCAUCGUCAAAUCGAAACAGGACGCUAAGAAAUUUGGGAGUACCAGAUGCCACGAACUCAUGAAAGGGCUGCGGCUUGCUGUCAACUGUAAGAAGGGAGAGCCCCUGAGUAGGUCGGGCAGUCUCCGCUGCAAGCCGCCCCCGGAUCUCACACCCUGCACGCACAACCUCGGCAGGCGGCCGUCCUUCAUCGUGCAUUCCAACGGCAACAUCGUCAGCAAGAAAGAGUCAGUGUUGUGAACCUAUUGAAGAAAUCCGGCAGCAGGCAAAAAGACAUGCUUGCAUAUUUUACAUAGAGGGCCCAUACCCCUUUAAAAAUCAACACUAAAGAUGGAAUGGUUUUAUGCUGCUAAUCUUGCAUCAUUUUCUUUCUACCAAGUUUUAUUUACUAGCGACAAGAGCAAAAAACGCCGACUCUGUCUUGUUGACGAAAUUAAAACUGUUACAAAUGUUGUGAUUUAAAACAUCACACAGGGAUGGAAUAGAAUUGUUUUUAUAGUAGUGUUGGUAUUUAGGAACAGAAUAAAACAUACUCUGUACUUUUGCCUUUGUCUAUAACAAUUACCUUCAGAACUAGGUCUCUGUUUAUGACUUUAUUUGACCAUAAAAUGUACUUUAUUCGAAAGAACAUGUUAAAGCUUAUGGCUCAGAUUGCAAUUAUUUUUGUAAAUGGUUGCAAGUGACUCAUGCAUUAUUAACAUUGCCUACUAAGAGACAUAUCAAGCUCACUGCUACGUAAUAUGUUACCGUUUUAUAAUUGACGGCCACAUAUUUGUUGAGUACAAUGUAUGAAAACAUAUUUGUUGAGUACAAUGUAUGAAAACAUAUUUGUUGAGGGCAAUGUAUGAAAACAUAUUUGUUGAGUACAAUGUAUGAAAACGGUGGAAUAGUACCAUGCUAUGCCUGGUUAAUUCAUUGUUUAUAUACGUUCAGAAGACUAAGCUGUCAGCUGAUUCGCACACAAAAACGUAGUAGUACAUUCAUUGAGCUGUUUGAGCUUCAUGUAACGUUAUUCAGUAUAUUGUUAGUUGAGGUUCAAUACCAGAAUCCCAAUCGAUACGCCUGGUCGUGUUGUUUACAAGUGUCUUAAACUGUAAAUAUUCAAAAGUUGAUAAAUAUGUAAGUAUUGACUAGGUAGGGCUACGUGUAUGUGCUCGGCCUUAGUGGUGGUGAGAAUAAAGGUCAAUGAUCUAGAA